Anisakis simplex (herring worm) is the source of this 468-nucleotide messenger RNA. NCBI's taxonomy places the organism in Eukaryota, Metazoa, Nematoda, Chromadorea, Rhabditida, Anisakidae. The record is from the annotation of a GenBank genome assembly.
AUGGCCGCGUGUAUUUCAACAAAUCAGCACCCAAUCGGUAGUCUGUCAACGAAAGCGAGCCCAGACACAAAUGUUAUGUUAACUGAUGUGAUAAAUGCAUCCGAUAAAGCGAAAAUUCAUCAACAAGCAGAAUUAUUGGAUAUGUGGAUAGCGUUGCAUGGUGAUAAUUUUUAUCCGCGACGAAAAGAAAAAGAGAAGAUUGCAAAAGAGUUGUGCAUGUCUUAUUUGCAAGUUAAUCGAUGGUUCGCAAAUCGUCGUCGAAAACAAACAAAGAAGCGUAAAGAUGAGAUGCUGAUGACCUCGUCGUCACAUUUCACUCAGCCGCAUUCAUCUUCGUCAUCGAUCAGUAACGAUAACUUCAAAAAUAACGCUGACGAGUGAAUCGUUGAAUAUCAAGUUGAUAGAUUGGUUAUCGCUGUGAUGAUUCGGUUACUGGCGAUGACGAACGCAGUGCAUGAUCGUCUAUGA